AUGAAGUUGACACUCGAGAUCGAGUACUGGACGGCGACCGUCGCGCCCAAGUCGGCGGACGAGCUCGAGGCUGAGCGCUACCUGUUCGUCGUUCCCACCGAUGCCCUUGACGUGUAUUUCUACAGCGCCAAGACCGACUCGUCUGCCACUGUGUUGUACCAAGCGUACGUUUGGAUGGGGGUCUUUGCCGCUGUGUGUGGACCGUUCAUGGAGCGUCGAGGUCCCCGCAUUGGCAUGGCCGUCUCUGCAAUCAUGCUGGCGGUUGGGUAUGGCGGGUUCUGCGGCGGGGGGUUUGGAAUUCUCUUCGUGUCGACCAUGACUGCGACCCAGAAAUGGUUCCCCGAUAUCCGUGGCCUCACGGCGGGGAUGUGUACCUGCUCCUUCGGUGUGGGGAGCUUUACCGGGUCGUAUGCCUUUGAAGCCAUGCUAUACCAAGGAGGUGCACUCAACAAGGUCGACAUGGCGCAGAAUAUCCCUCACGUGUUCUGGACAACAGGUAGCUCGAUCAAGCCAGUCAACUGUGAUCCUCCACGCCUGUAG
Molecule: messenger RNA, 540 nt
Organism: Aphanomyces invadans
Lineage: Eukaryota; Oomycota; Saprolegniomycetes; Saprolegniales; Verrucalvaceae
Exons: 4
Coding region: 1-540 (179 amino acids)
Source: RefSeq, a predicted model, not a curated record